Grosmannia clavigera kw1407 is the source of this 456-nucleotide messenger RNA. RefSeq lists its product as uncharacterized. The transcript has 2 exons. The record is from RefSeq and is a predicted model, not a curated record. NCBI's taxonomy places the organism in Eukaryota, Fungi, Ascomycota, Sordariomycetes, Ophiostomatales, Ophiostomataceae. Bases 1 to 456 code for a protein of 151 amino acids.
AUGCCUACAGCUGCGGAAGUCCAAACAGAUACGUUGCAGCGCUUUAUCGACGCUUGGAAAAGAUGGAACGCUAAAGAGACCAUCAGCUUCUUCGCUGAAAGUACAGACUUCCGGCAAGUUACUAUGCCGUUCCAAAUGAAUGUGCCAGAGCGAACGAGGGCCGAGGUCGAGCAAACCUUGCCAUACGUCGUCCGUGCUGUGAGAAAGUACAAUCUUCGAAUACACCGAGUGAUUCAUGACCGCCAAAAGGGCGAGGCGGCUAUCUACGCUGUCUCCAAGGGUGACACGCCAUUUGGUCCCUGGAGCAUGGAAUAUGCCACAUUCCUGACAUUCUCGGAAUCGGGCGACAGGAUCACAAGGAUAGAGGAGAUGCUAGACUCCAACCAUGCGCAAUGGUUUGGUCCGCAACUUCAGGGUUGGAUUCGGGGUCAGACCGGAACAGACGUGGAUCAAUGA